AUGUCGGGUUCGUUGACGUCCUUUGCUGCCGUGCUGCUCGCUGUAGCGUUGGCGUGGACCUACUCGUCGCCCGCGCCCUCCGCUGCAGCAAGAGACGCCACAGUGCUGCUGGGUCCCGUCUCGCUCGGCCAUGGUGGCACGGUGGAGCUGCUGCGAGCGCCAAGCGCUGGACCACUGCCGCGGCUGCUCGUGCAACUGGGCCGCACCGUGGACGAAGCCACCCUCACCGCGCUCCUCGCCUUUAUGAGCCGGACCCUCGAUCGGCGCAGGCCCUUCACCGUGCUGUGGGACCCGGGAGCGGUGCGAUGGCCCCGCGUCGGCGGCCGUCAGCUGGGCCUGGUGCGGUCGUGGGUCGACAAGCACGCUGAGCAGUGGGACAGCAGAGUCCAGGCGCACGUUCUGCUGCUGCAUAGCCCACUCUGGCGCCCCGUCGCCUGGCUCGUGCUCAAGCUGUUUGCGCCGCCGCAGCCAAUUCGCAUCGUUAGGGACGAAGCGACCGCCGAUGACUUCACGCGGAGCUGCGCGAGCUGCACUCAGCCGAAGUCCUGGGUCAAGUCCUCAUACAGCGAUCGUGACCGCCGCUUUGGAACCUUCAGCCGAGCAUGGGGCCUUUGA
Molecule: messenger RNA, 615 nt
Organism: Emiliania huxleyi CCMP1516
Lineage: Eukaryota; Haptophyta; Isochrysidales; Noelaerhabdaceae
Exons: 1
Coding region: 1-615 (204 amino acids)
Source: RefSeq, a predicted model, not a curated record